AGCGCUCAGUAAGCCAGAUCGGUCAUUCGUGGCUGGAACUCCGAGCGUGCACCACCACUAAAACUCUCUCUCUCUCGGCUCUUUUUUCUGGUCCCGUGUCUGUUGUAUAUUCUCACAGAGUGCCUGAUAAUAUAACAACACACACAAGACACAAAAACUUUUGUCCGAUUUUUUUGUUUCGGUUGUCUCUCGUUUUAUUUUUUCGUGUCAGUGUCUCUUUUGUGUUUUGUGCAUUUUCCCAAUCGACUGUGAUUUUCUUUCCGUUCACCCGACGACAUUUUUUGGUUUCCGUUCAACAACAAAAAACAAGUGAUAUAUCUAUUGUAUUUUUUACAAUAUCUUCAUCUCGCCACAAAAUCCAAAAGUUUUCCAACGGAAUUUGACCGCCGACCAGCAGAUUGAAAUCGAUUCCAAUUUGUCAAAACGACACAAAAUUAUUACCAAUUGAAAUCAUUUUGAAAUCGACCCGUCACCAAAGGUUUCCAGUCAAAUCAUUAAGUGACAACAGCAGCAACAACAACAAACAACACUCUGAAACAAAAAAACCAAAAACAAGAUGGACCUGCUGUGAGACUGGACUAGUCAAAAAGAAAAACAAGAAAAAUAAUUCAGUGACCGGACCGUGAGAAGAAAACGUUUUUCCAACUGGAGAGAACGGCGGAUGAUGUUAUUGGCCAGUCUCGCGCAAUGCGUCGGCCGACCCACAUGUCCCGCGUCACCCUGCGUCGCCAGCAAUCUGCCGGCCGGCCGUCGAUGAUGACCCGGAGCCUCUUGCUCGUCUUAUUGGUGGCCAUGCUGGGCAGUUCAGCGGUGCAAGCGUUCUGCCCGUCCCAGUGCCAGUGCAACGACCACGCCUUGGAGGCCGAUUGCGCUGGAUCGCGACUGGACGUCGUGCCCAUCCUGCUCAACCCGGCCCUGCGUUCCCUGCGGCUGGCGCACAACCGGAUCGCCACCAUCCGGCAAUCGCUCGACUUUUACGCCGAUCUCGAGCUGCUCGACUUGUCGCACAACGCGCUGACCGGACUGGGCCAGCGCCAACUCGGCUCCCAAAAGGUCCUCAGGGCCUUGAACCUGAGCCACAACGCCAUCGGACACCUGGACAGUCACGGGUUCCAGGGUCUUGGCCAGCUGCAGGUCCUCGACUUGCGGCACAACGAGCUGGCCGCCCUCGACGACGGCUCCCUGGCCGAUCUGCAACAGUUGGUGGAGCUGGACUUGAGUGAGAACCGGAUCGAGAGGCUCAGUGAUCAGUGUUUCGCCUCGCUCGGCCGUCUGCGCUCCUUGAACUUGCGGGCCAACCGCCUGCAACAGUUGGCUCCGUCACCCAGCUGGACGCCGCUGGGCGCCGCCUUGCUCAGUCUGGACCUGAGCCACAACCUGCUGGCCCAGCUGGAUGGCGGCGACGGCGGCCUUAGUGCCUUGAUCGAGCUGCGUCAGCUCAACCUCAGCAAUAACACGUUGCACCACAUCCAUUACGCUGCCUUUGACGGGCUGGGACGGCUGGGCGAGCUCGACCUCAGCGCCAAUCGGCUCGAGUACGUCCCCAACGACGCCCUGUCGCCGCUGGGCGCUAGUCUUCGCCUCCUCGACCUCAGCGCAAAUUACAUGAGCCAAGUGGGAGCCGGGGCCUUUGCCGAGCUGGCCCAGCUAGAGACCCUCAGGAUGUCCGACGUCCUGACCCUCCAGUUCAUCCACCGCGACGCCCUGGCCUUCCUCAACGGCACCCUGCAGACGCUCGUCCUAUCCAACAACAAACAGUGGCGGGUCCUCGAGCCGCAAAUGUUGGCCCAACUCAACGCCCUCCGCUACGUCGACCUGAGCGGAAGCGGAUUGGAAACGCUGGAGCAAAUCGACAACUGGCCGCCGCACCUGGAACAUUUCGACCUGAGCGGCAAUCCGCUCCAGUGCAACUGCUCCAUGCACUGGCUGUGGCAACACCAGCACCAGCUGGAAAACAACAACAACAACAACAACAAUCAGACGGUCACUUUUUCGGCUCCGAUGAAGGACAUUGUUUGCCAGGGGCCGGAAUCGCUAGUCGGUCGCCACUUUUUCCAGCUGGAAGAGUCGCAUCUGCUGUGCUGGAGUCUGGCGCAAAUCAUCGUCAUUGCCCUCGUCUCGGCCCUGGUCGUCAUCGUCGUCACGGCCGUCGCCCUCCUCUGCUGCUGGCGUCACCGACGUCUCCACCAGAAACACGCCCCUUCGUCGACAUCGUCGUCGUCGUCGUCCACGUCGGGAUCGUCGACGGUGGCGUCCCAUCACCACCACCACCACCACAUCCCGGCCGGGACCGUCCUGCAUCCGCACCACGUCAAAUCGCAUUUGACCAACAACAUCCUCCAGCCGCACCUCCACCACCAUCACCACCUCGUCCACCAUCACGGGGUGGGCCACCCCAAUCACCUGGAGCACCUGGAACAGCAUCUCCACCACCACAAUCUCUACCAGACGCCAGACAGUCCGCCGCUCAAGAGCAAAACCUUGUCAUUUCCCAAGACGGUCGACUAUUUCCUCAACGACGACGACUACGUCUACCACCCGGGUGGGCACAUCAAACCCAUCCCCGUCACCGCCGUGUAAAUAAUAAUAAUAAAAAAUAAUAAUCAUUUGGGGUACCAUCACCAGCCGUUAAGACAAAACAAAACAAAAGACACACGAGAAAAAAUUCUUCCUCUUUUUCUUUCAUUCUUUCAUCUAUGUGAGUGUGUGUGUGUGUGUAUUAUAUAAUAGCACAUAUAUAUAAAUAUAUAGCCGUCCUUUUUCAUUCAAUGUGUCGGUGUGUGUGUGAGUGUGUGUAGAGAUGAGACUUGUACAUAAAUACCCCCGGUGCCGCACCAUAUAACCCAACCCUCCCCUCCCUUAGCUAUAACCCCGUCUCCUCCACCACCACCACCAACCUAAUCCUGAAAUGUAUUGUACAUGAUAUCUGCAAUUAUUCUACCCAAACGAUGUAAUAAAAAUAAUAAUGAUAAUAAUAAAAAAAAAA
This is a messenger RNA of Daphnia pulicaria, 2986 nucleotides long. RefSeq names its product insulin-like growth factor-binding protein complex acid labile subunit. Bases 688 to 2580 code for a protein of 630 amino acids. Gene Ontology annotation, cellular component: extracellular matrix. The transcript is spliced from 2 exons. Gene Ontology annotation, molecular function: protein binding. The record is from RefSeq and is a predicted model, not a curated record. Lineage: Eukaryota; Metazoa; Arthropoda; Branchiopoda; Diplostraca; Daphniidae.